CACGUGGAACCAAAGGGUCGCAGUGUGUUGAAGUUACGGAUGGGGGCGACAUUGUUGUCCGUGAGCGAAAAAGAAAAGUCGCAAACACUUGAUCGUCAUAGUACUGUAGAUUAUAUUUUAAUAUGUCGUCAUGUUUACAAACAUGUAGAGUGAUUGAAGUUGUGCGACAAACUAUUUAACAACAUUUUGAGUUUUUAACCACGAAUUUUUAAUGAAAUUACCAAUAGACGCGAUGACCCGGAAGAGGAUUACGCCACUGUUCGGGUUGAUGAGGUGCACUUCGAGAAUACUUCGGAGUAAACCCCAAAACCGAGUACGAAGAUGCCAGCGGCCGACGACUCAUGUGACAGCGUCGUGGACAACAUCUGCCGGCUCGAGCCAGACUUGUUAGCAGAACCAUGUCAGCACGUCCUGAGAUAUCUGCUCGGACAGACAAAAGGAGUCGAUUCAUCUGAAGUUUGUGAUAUAUUUCAGAGAGGCCGAGUCACACUUGACCACGAAUCUUUACAGAGCGUUGUCACAUUCCUCUUGUCAACGUUCAGAACUGCUGCGAAGAGCAAACUGUCUGCAGACGACCUGGUGUCACGACUAGAAGAACGCAGCAGCAGGUGGACCAAAGAGUCACUCCAGGUGUUUCACAGCUUGUGGAGUGAACACGGCGACUCGGUCCAAGUCCCGCCGGUCCCCCAGGACUUGCUCAGCGUCGGUCGGCUCGUGGACAUGCAGUGGAAGCUGAGCAUGGCGGUGAGCUCGGACACGUGCCGCUCUCUCAACUCGCCCUUUGUCACCGUCCUGCUGAAGAUCGCCGCGUCCUCGGGCCAGAUCCACCAGAAGGUCUUUGAGAUGACGGUACCGCAGUUUCAGAACUUUCACAAGCAGAUGAAGGAGCUGGCGGCUGUCAUGGAAACCGUUUGAUAACAAAUGACUGCAAAUGCCAACGUUUACCGUUUCCUCACAUUUUCACACGAGCGAAUGGAUAUUUUGUACUGUUUGAGGUUCGUUUCUUUCCCCAAAUCUGCAGUGUCGCGUGAUGCCAACAGUUGUGAAAUUUCAUGAAAAGACAUCACAAAUGAUUUGUCGGAUCAGAAACGUGAGUUGAUUGUUUCAGUCAUGUGCCGAAAAUGUCGUCGCCAGUCUCGGUUGAGCGUUUGCUAAUCUUCCAAACAUCAUGUUUGGGGGACGUGUGGUCGAGAGUGGAAGUGCAAGCGCUCGUUUUGAUGGACCUUCAGGUGAUGAACGGAGAUAAAAUACUUGCUGAAACAACAUAUGAAAAUAUUUAUUUUAGCGGUACAUCUGUGAAGAUAACUGAGAUUCAAAAGUCCAUAUUUUUCACUUCAUUUGUGGGAUCAAUAAAUCAACGGAACCUUUUA
This is a messenger RNA of Syngnathoides biaculeatus (alligator pipefish), 1370 nucleotides long. RefSeq names its product COMM domain containing 6 (gene commd6). The transcript has 8 exons. NCBI's taxonomy places the organism in Eukaryota, Metazoa, Chordata, Actinopteri, Syngnathiformes, Syngnathidae. Bases 322 to 915 code for a protein of 197 amino acids. The record is from RefSeq and is a predicted model, not a curated record. Gene Ontology annotation, molecular function: NF-kappaB binding.